Molecule: messenger RNA, 4265 nt
Organism: Mandrillus leucophaeus (drill)
Lineage: Eukaryota; Metazoa; Chordata; Mammalia; Primates; Cercopithecidae
Gene: TRIM37
Product: tripartite motif containing 37
Exons: 24
Coding region: 252-3080 (942 amino acids)
Biological process (GO): negative regulation of centriole replication; protein autoubiquitination
Cellular component (GO): peroxisome; aggresome
Molecular function (GO): zinc ion binding; ubiquitin protein ligase binding; ubiquitin protein ligase activity
Source: RefSeq, a predicted model, not a curated record
AGAAAGGAGCCGCGGCCACUGCUCGCCCUACCUCUGCGCCCCGGGGCGGGCGCGCCGGUAAAAAUGGCGAAAUGGGGGUAGUCGGCGCUGGACCUGAAGCGAUGGGGCACGCAGGUGGGGCUGUUGUCGGAGCCCCCUGACGUGGGCGCCGGGCUUCUCUAGGUGAUUUGAUCUGGCGACCUCGGGCCGGCGCCUGAGGUCAGACUACGGAGCCCGCGGGUCGCCAACGGCCUCGCCGAGAGCCGGAGGCAAUGGAUGAACAGAGCGUGGAGAGCAUUGCUGAGGUUUUCCGAUGUUUCAUUUGUAUGGAGAAAUUGCGGGAUGCACGCCUGUGUCCUCAUUGCUCCAAGCUGUGUUGUUUCAGCUGUAUUAGGCGCUGGCUGACAGAGCAGAGAGCUCAAUGUCCUCAUUGCCGUGCUCCACUCCAGCUACGAGAACUAGUAAAUUGUCGUUGGGCAGAAGAAGUAACACAACAGCUUGAUACUCUUCAACUCUGCAGUCUCACCAAACAUGAAGAAAAUGAAAAGGACAAAUGUGAAAAUCACCAUGAAAAACUUAGUGUAUUUUGCUGGACUUGUAAGAAGUGUAUCUGCCAUCAGUGUGCACUUUGGGGAGGAAUGCAUGGCGGACAUACCUUUAAACCUUUGGCAGAAAUUUAUGAGCAACAUGUCACUAAAGUGAAUGAAGAGGUAGCCAAACUUCGUCGGCGUCUCAUGGAACUGAUCAGCUUAGUUCAAGAAGUGGAAAGGAACGUAGAAGCUGUAAGAAAUGCAAAAGAUGAGCGUGUUCGGGAAAUUAGGAAUGCAGUGGAGAUGAUGAUUGCACGGUUAGACACACAGCUGAAGAAUAAACUUAUAACACUGAUGGGUCAGAAGACAUCUCUAACCCAAGAAACAGAACUUUUGGAAUCCUUACUUCAGGAGGUGGAGCACCAGUUGCGGUCUUGUAGUAAGAGUGAGUUGAUAUCUAAGAGCUCAGAGAUCCUCAUGAUGUUUCAGCAAGUUCAUCGGAAGCCCAUGGCAUCUUUUGUUACCACUCCUGUUCCACCAGACUUUACCAGUGAAUUAGUGCCAUCUUAUGAUUCAGCUACUUUUGUUUUGGAGAAUUUCAGCACUUUGCGUCAGAGAGCAGAUCCUGUUUACAGUCCACCUCUUCAAGUUUCAGGACUUUGCUGGAGAUUAAAAGUUUACCCAGAUGGAAAUGGAGUUGUGCGAGGUUACUACUUAUCUGUGUUUCUGGAACUCUCAGCUGGCUUGCCUGAAACUUCUAAAUAUGAAUAUCGUGUAGAGAUGGUUCACCAGUCCUGUAAUGAUCCUACAAAAAAUAUCAUUCGAGAAUUUGCAUCUGACUUUGAAGUUGGAGAAUGCUGGGGCUAUAAUAGAUUUUUCCGUUUGGACUUGCUUGCAAAUGAAGGAUACUUGAAUCCACAAAAUGAUACCGUGAUUUUAAGGUUUCAGGUACGUUCACCAACUUUCUUUCAAAAAUCCCGGGACCAGCAUUGGUACAUUACUCAGUUGGAAGCUGCACAGACUAGUUAUAUCCAACAAAUAAACAACCUUAAAGAGAGACUUACUAUUGAGCUAUCUCGAACUCAGAAGUCAAGAGAUUUGUCACCACCAGAUAACCAUCUUAGCCCCCAAAAUGAUGAUGUUCCGGAGACACGAGCUAAGAAGUCUGCGUGCUCUGACAUGCUUCUUGAGGGUGGUCCUACUACAGCUUCUAUAAGAGAGGCCAAAGAGGAUGAAGAAGAGGAGGAGAAGAUUCAGAAUGAAGAUUAUCAUCACGAGCUUUCAGAUGGAGAUCUGGAUCUGGAUCUUGUUUAUGAGGAUGAAGUAAAUCAGCUAGAUGGCAGCAGUUCCUCUGCUAGUUCCACAGCAACAAGUAAUACGGAAGAAAAUGAUAUUGAUGAAGAAACUAUGUCUGGAGAAAAUGAUGUGGAAUAUAACAACAUGGAAUUAGAAGAGGGAGAACUCAUGGAAGAUGCAGCUGCAGGACCUGCAGGUAGUAACCAUGGCUAUGUGGGUUCCAGUAAUAGAAUAUCAAGAAGAACACAUUUAUGCUCUGCUGCUACCAGUAGUUUACUAGACAUUGAUCCAUUAAUUUUAAUACAUUUGUUGGACCUUAAGGACCGGAGCAGUAUAGAAAAUUUGUGGGGCUUACAACCUCGCCCACCUGCUUCACUUCUGCAGCCCACAGCAUCAUAUUCUCGAAAAGAUAAAGACCAAAGGAAGCAGCAGGCAAUGUGGCGAGUGCCCUCUGAUUUAAAGAUGUUAAAAAGACUCAAAACUCAAAUGGCCGAAGUUCGAUGUAUGAAAACUGAUGUAAAGAAUACACUUUCAGAAAUAAAAAGCAGCAUUGCCGCUUCUGGAGACAUGCAGACAAGCCUUUUUUCUGCUGACCAGGCAGCUCUGGCUGCAUGUGGAACUGAAAACUCUGGCAGAUUACAGGAUUUGGGAAUGGAACUCCUGGCAAAGUCAUCAGUUGCCAGUUGUUAUAUACGAAACUCCACAAAUAAGAAGAGUAAUUCGCCCAAGCCAGCUCGAUCCAGUGUAGCAGGUAGUCUAUCACUUCGAAGAGCAGUGGACCCUGGAGAGAGUAGUCGUUCAAAGGGAGACUGUCAGACUCUGUCUGAAGAGUGUAAAAUCCUGUACAAGUGUCUGCAGCUCUUAGCCAUGAUCCUCAUUUUGCAGUUGAUUUUAUCUGCCAGACUGGUUCAUGUGGAUGCUUUACAUAAAAAUACCAAGUUGUUUUCUUCUUUGAGGGCUAAUGCUAAAGGAGGUCAUCUGGAAGGACUGCAGAUGACUGAUUCGGAAAAUAAUUCUGAAACUGGAGAGUUACAGCCUGUACUACCUGAAGGAGCUUCAGCUGCCCCUGAAGAAGGAAUGAGUAGCGACAGUGACAUUGAAUGUGACACUGAGAAUGAGGAGCAGGAAGAGCACACCAGCGUGGGCGGGUUUCACGACUCUUUCAUGGCCAUGACACAGCCCCCGGAUGAAGAUACACAUUCCAGUUUUCCUGAUGGUGAACAAAUAGGCCCUGAAGAUCUCAGCUUCAAUCCAGAUGAAAACAGUGGAAGGUAAUUGCCAAAUCAAGAGAACUGACUUGCAGGCUACCUUGACCCUGAAUUUUGCUGUAGUUGGUGCUCAAAUUUGUCAUCAGUCAGAUAAUCAGAUUUGGUCUUAUUUUUUCAUUAUCUCGACCUGAAAUAGUAAUUUGGAAACUGUUGGAAGGUGGCACAGUUUAGUCUAAGACAGCAGUAGCACAUGGCAAAAACAGUAUGGGAAGAGUUCUUUGUAAUGUGAGGAAAUAGCAAUGUAGUUCUCUAUUAAUUUAGCAAAUUUGUACGUUCACAAAAGGCAGUUUGUCUAUUACAACAGAAGGCUGAUUAACUGCCAGAAAAUGUACCUCUAGGCCCUGCAUGCCGUCAGUAACCUGCCUGGCAUUGGUGCUCUUCUGUCUUUGGCUAGAGCUUAAUUGUGUUUAAAUAAUCACCUUUAUAUUUGGGGUUUUAAUUACAGUUUAAUUACAGUUUCAUUAGUUCCUGUAGAUUAGUGAACAGAACAGUUGCUUAUGAAGAGAUUCUGCCCUGUAGACACUUUAUGUGAAUAACUGAAGUAACACUAGACUGAAUCUCCUUUUUGGAGUGUGUAUCUUCUCUCACUUGUUCAGGCACAGGCACACUGUUUAAUGGCAUGGAAUCUUUCUGUUGUGUGACUUCUGCACAUGUAAUUUUAAAUGAAUUAAGUUCACCUGGAUUCGUUAACGUUCCUGGACCUGUAGACACAUGUAAGAUUAUUUAAAAUCCUUUCAUUUUUUCUGCCUCUUACCAUACGACUAUAGUGCAGCAAAUAUUUUAAAGCCCCCUUCUUUAUUUUCAUUAGUUGUACAUUGAUUUCAGUGUCAGCACCUUUAAAGACUCAUUCAUGUUGCAUAGUGGCUUACAUGAAUGUGAAACUGUGGUAUAAGGUUUUCUUUCAUACUCAUAAUUAGCCCAAAACAGUUGCCACACUUUGCCAUUGUGCUCCUGCAUUUGUGUUUGAGUUGCUAUAUAUUUGUGAAAAUUACACUGAAAGUUGACUAAGAGACUAUUGAAAAAGCAUGAAUAAUUAAAUAUACAUGUGGGCAACAUCUCAUCUGCUGUAUUUUACUUAGUGAAUAUUGUUCACUAUUCCGUGUCUUAUGUCUUGCUGAAUGCUGUGACUCAUAGUUUACUUUUGUUCAAAAUAGUUUGCACUUUUUGUUAAUAAAAUCAACUUGAGAAAAUA